Messenger RNA from Symbiodinium necroappetens, 272 nucleotides. The record is from the annotation of a GenBank genome assembly. Lineage: Eukaryota; Dinophyceae; Suessiales; Symbiodiniaceae.
GUCGAUCCUGAAGUUCGGGUCGAAGCUAGCGAAGUUCUCAUUCGUGAGGAUUAGCGUGGAAGGGAACUUCGUGGUCAUCGCCUUCCUUAGCAGAGACUCGUUCGCGGACUCCCGCCAACGUAGCGAGCAGUUCCAGGGCCGCGAUGAGAUGAAGCCUCCGAUCCAGGCGCGCCCGGCUUCGGCUUUAGCGUCCGUGAAGAAGCUCAGGGGGGCCAAAGCCCCGACACUGUGCUCGGUCCACAUCUCGACCAGCUCUGGUGGGAUCAAGCUUU